Messenger RNA from Astyanax mexicanus (Mexican tetra), 12262 nucleotides. RefSeq names its product immunoglobulin superfamily, DCC subclass, member 4 (gene igdcc4). Gene Ontology annotation, cellular component: plasma membrane; axon. Gene Ontology annotation, molecular function: protein binding. The record is from RefSeq and is a predicted model, not a curated record. The coding region runs from base 485 to 4225 and encodes 1246 amino acids. NCBI's taxonomy places the organism in Eukaryota, Metazoa, Chordata, Actinopteri, Characiformes, Acestrorhamphidae. Gene Ontology annotation, biological process: cell-cell adhesion; axon guidance. The transcript has 20 exons.
AAAAAAGGAGAGAGAGGCAGACGGACAGAGGUAGAAAGAAAGAGAGACAGAGAGAGAAAGAGUGAGAAAGAGGGACAGAGAUAGAAAGAGAAUUGGCACUCACAGAGGGGGGCACUCACUGGCAGCGGUUCAGGCGACUCUAGUGGACACCUAAAGCGGGACUUACCGGUGUGUGUAUGUGUGUGUGAGCGGAGGGGAGUGCGAGAGAGAGAGGGUGAAGGGGUGAACGUGUGUGUGAGGAGUGUGCAUGUGUGUAUAUGUGGAGCGAGCGCACACACACGCGCGCACACACACACACGAACGGACGGUUGGACGGAACGUUGGCGCACAACAUGGCGAUGGUUCGCCGGGAGACUGGCCGGCUCUCCCCAGACUAGCGCCGCCGCGCUGAGCUGCUCUGCUCGGGGGGAAGCUGCGAGCGGAGGGGCGCUGCUCUCCUCUGGGCUCCACGGCGAGAGAGGAAAACGGGAAAAAGGGGCUCCACAUGGCGCUGAAGAAUAGCUGCUGGCUCUUCUGUCUCCUCCUCCUCUCGCUGGGCUGCUGUGGACUAUCCCCGCAAGAGAAUUCCGUGUCUGUGGAGCUGAGUUGCGGGGCCGGUCCUGUCCACGUGAUUUUGGAGCCCCCUGACCCUGUGCUGCUGGACUGCCACUUGGGGGCCACUGAAUAUCCACUUAACAUCACCUGGCUGCGGGACGGUGUGGUGCUGAGCAAGAGUGAAGCCGUCCAGCUUCUCCCCAACGGCUCUCUGUUGGUCUUGCCCGCCAGCCGCGACGUAGAAGGUGCCUACAGCUGCCUCAGCGGAAGCUCCUUCGGGGCUCUUACCAGCCGUACGGUCACUCUGCAGUUGGCCAGUCUUUCUCGUUUUCUUCAGGAUCCUGAGCCUCAGGUUGUUCCUGAGAGUAACACUGCCCGUUUUGAGUGCCAUGUAGAAGGUCUGCCCACCCCCAGUAUCACAUGGGAGAAAGACCAGGCACCAUUACCUGAACAGACAGAUCCAGACGAUGCACCGAGGUAUGUGACUCUGCCAAAUGGAGUGCUGCAGGUUUUGGGGGUCAGUAAAGAUGAUGAGGGUUUGUAUCGCUGUGUGGCGUCUAACUCCGCUCGCAAACGCUACAGCCAAGAAGCUUCACUCACGGUUACACCAGGUACGACAGAAGAGAGUGAGGUGGUAAUUACUGCUCCACCGCGAGACCUGACAGUGGUGCUGGGUCAACCAGCGGUGCUGGAGUGUAUGGCUCAGGGCCAGCCUAAGCCAUUUGUGUCCUGGAGUAGACAGGACGGGAAACCCAUCUCCACAGAUGUUGUCGUCUUAGCAACCAACCUGGUGAUUCCGGACACUCAGUCUCAGCAUGCAGGAGUGUACGUGUGCCGCGCCAACAAACCCAAAACCCGCGAGUUCGUCUCCGCCUCCGCCCACAUCCGCGUACUUGCUCCUCCUGUGAUCCUGCAGCCUCCGGAGUCGAGGGCUCUGUCUCGGGCGAAUACGGCUCGGUUUGUGUGUAAUAGUUCUGGUGACCCGGCUCCGGUUCUGCGCUGGCUGAAGAACGGAGAACCAGUGCAGUGGUCGGCUCGGGUGAAGACUCAGAGCCCCGGCGUUCUGCUCAUUAAUCAGCUGGGUCUGGAGGACGCCGGGUACUACCAGUGCAUCGCCUCUAACAGCCUGGGCACGGCCUGCGCAACCGCCAAGCUGCUGGUCAUCGUAAAACAGGGGCUGCCCAGCCCCCCGCAGCGCCUGCAGGCCACGCCCCACUCCAGCACCUCAGCACUGCUCACCUGGGAACCUCCUGAGAGCAACAGCGACCAGGUUAUCGGCUUCUCCAUCCACUAUCAGCGCGCCACAGGCUCUGAUAAUAUGGAGUAUCAGUUUGCAGUGAACAACGACACAACAGAGUUCCAUGUGAAGGAGCUGCAGCCUCACACUGCCUACACCUUUUACAUGGUGGCCUAUUCACCCAUGGGUGCCAGCCACCCAUCCCAGUCUGUCACUGUGGAGAUGCUGGAGGACGUGCCCAGUGCCUCACCACAGCUGUCUCUGCUCAGCACAUCUCCUACAGAGAUCAGGGUCAUGUGGCUGCCUCUCUCCUUGCAGCUGAGCCGCGGAGCCAUCACACGCUAUCGCAUCGACUAUCGCACACUAAAGCAAGAUGAGGACAUGUUUUCAGUGGAGGUAGGAGGGAACGAGACGCAGGCAACCCUGAAAGACCUAAAGCCCAACCACACUUACCAGCUACGGAUGGCCGCAGGAACACGAGCGGGGUUCAGCCAGCCGUCAGAGUGGGCCAUUCACCACACACCCAACCUCACUCAGGUGCUGUUCGCUCCUACUGAGCUUAAAGUCAGAGCAAAAAUGCGCUCCCUCCACGUCACAUGGCAGCCGCCACCCAAUCCCACCCAGAUCACCAGCUACAAACUGGCCUAUAGGGAGGUGGAAGCAGAGGAGCCGGCCAAUGAGGAGACUCCUGUGGCUGAUUCUCAUCAGAUCAGGCUCCGUAAACGAGUGAAGCAUUACGAAAUCACAGGCCUAGCUCCAGAUCGUCUGUAUGAGGUGAAGGUGUGGGCGUGUAAUAAACAGACUGAAGGAUAUCCAGCUGUAUGGAAGGGUCGGACAGAGAAGUUUACUGAUCCAGUGCGACUACCGGACUACCUCCCUCCUUUGCCCCCAAGCAGUGUGAAAGCACAGGCCAACAGCUCCACCUCCAUCUGGCUGCGGUGGGAGAAACCACCGUUCAGCAACGUACGCAUCAUCACCUACACCAUCCGCUGCAGCCCUGCUGGCACCCGCAACGCCUCCCUCGUCUCUUAUUAUACCAGCACUUCUCAGGAGAUCCUGUUGGGGGCACUGAAGCCCUUUACCCGCUAUGAGCUGGCUGUGCAGUCCAAUGGCAUCAAUAUGGGCGGCCCCUUUAGCAGCACAGUGGAGGAGUCCACACUAGCUGACCGACCCUCAUCUCCACCUACAGACCUGCAGCUGACUGCCAUAAACCCAUUCUCAGUGUUUGUGAGCUGGCGCCCCCCCUUGGAGCCCAACGGUAUAAUUGUGAGCUACAGAAUGCUCUACAGUGGAAACCUCAGCCAGCCUGAUUACCUGUGGAACAACCUCAGUCAUGAUGGAUCCAUCACAAGCACUGAGGUUCUGGGUUUGAUGAGUGGAACUUGCUACUACUUUAAGAUGGGGGCGUGCACCGAGGUGGGCGUAGGGCCUUUCUCCACCGUAAAGGAUGUGCACACGCCCCAAAAACCAUACGAGUUGGACAUUCCCGCAGUCACUGGGAUCAUCGUUGGAGUGUGUCUUGGGCUUCUCUGCAUCUUGCUCUGCAUGUGUGUCAGUUUUCGCAACGGAAAAAGCCGGGAGGCAUCUGGAGUUUUGGAGCAGAGUGCGCUGAGCUCCCAGUAUCGCAGGGGCGGUCACCCAGUGUCCACUGCCGUGUCUGACUGCACUGACUGCCAUGAGCUGGAGACCCUGAUGCCCCCCUUAAUCAGAGACCCCGCUCUUCCCCUGACCGAACCCAACGAGCAUCAAACCCUCAUGGGUAGUGGAGGUGCUGCUGAUGAUCCAGCAGAACCCAAGGUGACAUGGAACGGUUCAGUCCGCCGGGACUGGACCAACCGGAUCACGCGAUACAGAGACACGAUCACAGAGGACUCUCCUUCUCUCAUCAACGGAUCUCGGGACGUCUCAGCCAAUGAGAACAGCAAGAACGGUCAUGAGGAGCGACUGCAUUCGCUGGGCUCUUAUCGGGUGGAGGCAGAAGUCAUCGUGCACUCAGAGCUGUCUGAAGCAGUGGAUGGAGUUCAGAGUGACACUGAUCUCUCCUUCGGGUCUCCUGUCUCUCAAGCCCCCUCUAAUGGAGAGGAGGGUCCACCUCAGUCACCCACAACACACCCCGCCCCUUCUCUCUCCGCUCCAGAGACGCAGCCCUCAUCCCCACCCAUUUCCAACCACACCCAGGAGGUACUGUCGAAUCACAACGGACCACUGGAGAACAGUGGGCCGGUCCAGACGACUGUGGGAGGGGCCAAACUCGAAGGCACAAGCCUUACCAAUGGUUUCCAUUCUCCCGAGAGCUUGCGGCCCAGCCGGGAAAGCUUAGAGAACGGAGACCACAGACUCUGCCCCAAGAAGAAGGCUCUGUCCCAGCCUGGACUGCCCUCGUCCCCUCCUGCCUUCGCCACCCCUGGCCUUGUCCAGUCUACCUCAGGUGCACACGGCUACCUGUGCUCCUAAGCUCAAACGAAGGAAACAAACCACGUUCCCAGUAUUCCACUAACGAAGAUGGAACACUAGGGCGGACCCGCGUGAAGGCUGGUGCCUCAGCAGUGCCCCCCACCCCAUCAUGGAGAAUGCUUCGUUCUUCUCUGUGGGCCAAGUGUCUAUCUCUGGUCUAUUACAACUUUGUUCCAUUGUUUUUUAUGUGUGUACAUACAGAAUAUUUUUUUAGCUCUAGCAACCAUGGAUAUGCAUUUUCCUGCAUACCACUGGCACUUUUUUGGGGAAGGGAGGGGGUGUGCAUGUAUUGUAUGUAUUGAUUUGAUAUACAUAGUUACAUGCACACAUGAUUUUAUACAUAUACACUAUAUAUAUAUAUAAAUAUAUAAAUAUUGUAAAGUUGGAGUUUUCUUACUCUGAGGUGAAAGCAGAGGAUCCUGAGGUCAGGAUCAGUCCGUGUGUAAAGAGUAAGAGCGGAAUACACUGUUGAGUUGAAGGAAAACUCCUCCAUUUUUACAGUCUAUUCUUUUUUAUCUGCCACAUCUGUAGAACACGCUCAAUUACUAACAAUAAAUGAUAAAAAAAUAGUGUAAGAAUUCUAUUAUAAUUUAAAAAUAGAGGCUAAUGGGCAAAUUAUUUAUCUGACUUCUGAUUUAGGCACUUCCUUUAAACUGAUUUAUACCGUUCUUCUGCAUCCAGUCAAUGCAGUUUAUUUGGCGUACCCUGCAUAAGAUGACUAUGUUGUUGUGAGAAGAACAAGAUAAUACCUCACAACUAUUAUGAAGGUGAAGGCAUUCGCAUAGCUUCCUCCUGGGGUAACAAUUUACGAUCAAGUUACAAGUUACAUACUGCAAUUUAAAUGACGUCACAUAACUUUUCUCAUGGCUUGUCAGUGUGUAUGACAACUUACAGCUUACUUCAUUCUGAAGUUUUAAAGGGUGUUUCAGCCCUGAUUGAGGCACAAUACAGGACUGCCUGUAAGAACAGACAUAAGUGAAGGGAAUAAUUGUAUGAUCCAAAGACAUGAACAGUCUGAAAUUUUAAGGGUAGGUUAAUUUUAAGAAUGAGAGAUAGAAUAUCAGAACACCGUCCCUGUCAAGCACGGAGGUGGUAACAUUGUUUUGGGUAUGUUUUUCUGUUAAGGACUGCUUCACUGCAUAAAUGGCAGAAUUAAUGUGGUCAUGUACCUCAAAAUCCUGAGUGACAACCUGCUUCCCUCCGCCAGGACAUUAAAAAUGGUUCAUGGCUGUGUCUUCCAGCAUGACAAUGACCCCAGACGUGCAAAGAAAAUUUAUAGAGGUAGCUGAAGCUCAGAGUUGCCAAGCAACAGUUUCAAAACAGCUGUUCUUGCCAAAAAGGGUUUUGCCACCAAGUAUUAAGUAUUGUUUUCAAGAGGGAUCAAAUAUGUAUUUCUCUAUGCAAAAUGCAAAUAAAUUAAUAUAACUGUCACAGUUAAAAUUAAAAUACCCUUAAAACUAUAGACUGUUAAUGUUUUUGUCAGUGGGCAAAUUUACAAAAUAUGCAAGGGAUCAAAUAAUUAUUUCCUUCACUGUACAUAUUUAUGUCUUAAAUGCACAGUCAAUAAAACAAAAUAAAAUACAGUUUUUAACAAUUUAGAGUUUGGAGAGGUUAAAAAAAAUAAAAAGGGGCAGUUUUCAAGCAAUCCAGUAAACAUUUGCAAUAAAUCUGCACUGCAAUUGAGAAGCUGUGCCUAUCAGGGACCUAUAUGAGUAGGCCAACUGGGAACUGGAUACUUUGUCCAUGGGCUUUAUGUUGGCCCCACAUAUAGACAUCAGUGAUGGGAGCGAGAUUUAAGGUUUAAGAAUGAGCCAAUCAGGGUUAGACACUGUACAUUGAGCCUAGAUAGGACCCAUGAGUGAUCAAGUUGGUCUAUAAUGAUGGGGCCCAGUAACACCACCCAUGUUAACCCCACGUGAGCAUGUUGGUCGUGUAAAGAUCGAACAUAUGGUCACGCAAAAAUGGGGCCCUUUAAGAAGCAUCCAGCACACAUGAAUUACUUGCCCAUUGUCAUUGGUUGUACUCUACAGAUGUGGCUGAUAUAUACAGUACAUAUAGCUAUUAGACUGAAAUUCUGGAGUAUUCCUUUAAUUUAUCAAACUGAUCAGAGAUCAGUGCCUGAAAAGCAGCUGUAGACUUUCACUGAGAGAGCCCUCAAACCCUGCCACACUCUACAGCCUCCUGCUGUCUCAGGGUCAACACACACACUCACAUACAGACACACACACAAACAUGCUCCUGGACAGAUAGAUACUCUAGAUACUCUAGAAACGGUUUCUUCCUCUACUGUUAUUCACUGUUAGAUCAUUUGCUGCAUACAGUAUUUUUCGCACUAUAAGUUGCACUAUUAAUAAACAUCUAUUUUCUGGUCUAUUUUUAUAAAUAAGGCGCACUGGAUUAUAAGGCACUGUUUAUGCGACUCUAGUAAGGAACAGGGGUGUUACCGUUGUUUAGCGGUUAGAGGCUAACCGCUAGCGGGUAAUGGCAAUGCUGCUCCAGCAGUACUUACUGGUGUUAGCAGCAGGUUACAGGCCGAUAAUACUCACCUCUGAACUGCUAAAGAGCUAACGCUUAGUUAGCGGCUAAUGCUAAUAUUGCUGGAGAACUAAACUGAAAUUCCUGUAUAAUGCUGUACUUUAGUGGAGUGGCUUUACUGCUCCUUACAACCUGACUGGUAAAAUUCAUACAUAAGGCGCACUGACAAUUUUUGGGAAAAUUAAAGGAUUUUAAGUGUGUUCUGUAGUGUGAAAAAUACGGUAGUUCUUUUAUUAUUUUGUGACUGAUGCAUGCGCGCGCACACACACAAACACACAUCACUACAAAUAAAACACAUUCCCUGACAGGAGCUCUCAGGAGUUUUACGUUCCAGGCACAUUUCUAACCUCUGUGUAUUUAUAAUACAUUAUUAUAUAAAAUAAGAAUAAAAACGUGACAAAUUGAAAGGAUGGAAAUGGAAAGAAAAUGGAAGGAAAAAAGUGAAUGAAAACGAAGGAAAGGCAUACUGUACAUGUACUUUGAAACUUUUUGAAGUAUGAUUUGAUCUGUUGGAGGAUGUUUCUCUCCCAGGCACUACCUCAUUUGUUUAAAGGCUCUUUAUUUUCUGAUGAUUUAAUUGUCAUAAAUCAUUUCUCAUUCAGAGGGCAACUUCUUUUUCAAACUGGGUUUAUAAAGGAGUCUGUGUCAUGGUCUUUAGUACUAGCAGAAGACCAGAAGUCCUAUUCUGUCUUCUGUACAUUCUUGUGAAGGUUAUUGGGCACAGGAAGUGACCUGAUAUGUUUUAGUGUAUCUCUUACCAUGGAGUACGCUACCUAUACGCUGCCCGUGCGCUCGACUCUGCUCUGGAAAAACGAAGGGUCUAUUCUGAUUGAUCCCUUUUGCAAUAUCCUCAUUGUUGAGCAGAGUUUAGAUUGCAGUGGGAAAACUGUCACAGUCUUAACUCAGGCCUUUCUGUGGAUGUGUCCGUAAGCGUAGCGUUCAACGAACCGCAGGUACGUCUUUUAUUUUCUAGAUCGUUUCUAGAUCCUAAACUCGCUCAUUGUGUUUCUAGAUCCUUCUCUCACUCGUCUUUUCUCAGGGAACUCUGAGCAGGGAAGCUGUGCAGGGAAUCUGAGAAGAAAGCAAAUACGUCUGUCAAACUUUCAAACAAUAAAUGGCCUUUAGUUUCUUCAGCCAUAUUUCAUAGUUUCUUCCUUUAGCUGACUCAUCUGCCAAUGUUUCACUUCAAUUCUUCACAACAUAAACAGCAUUCAUUUUGCCAAUAAAAACAGGAUUUUGGUGUUUUUUCCUUUUUAUGCAUUUUAUACAGUUAUUUAAACAGCUUUAUUUUGAUAAAGAAAGUAAUUAUUCUUGCAGAAAUACUGACACAUUUGCCAUACUUCUGACUCUGAAUGAGUUUUAUGCCCAUUUUAUGCUGAUAUAAGAGCAGUUUGGACAGGUUUGUUUUCUGUUAUUGAUGUAAAGGUUCCUUACCAGUGUAAAAAAUGUAUCGUAAUGGAAACAAGUGGGGUUUUUCUAUGGUAGGGGUUCUUAACUUAACUUUAACCCAGAGGGUCCUGAUAUGGUCUCUGGAGGAUCUUAAGAGUGAUGCUGUACUUUGUAUGUGACCGGAAUUCUUAAAGCUUGUUUAAGUGCAGUUCAAAAAUUCAAAUAAUGAUAAACAACUAUACUAUAAACUAUAACCACCAUCUUUACUUAACUAAGCUUUUUUUUACUAAACUAGUUUCACUUUAAUAUGAAUAUAUUUGGCCAAGAUUAAUGUUCAGUGAUGGUGAACUCAUGCAUCUUGCAGCAGCACUGAACAGCACAAAACAUUUAGGGACCGUAAAAAAAAUACCACACAAAGUGUGUAAUAAAUACAUCUGUUAAAUUUUCUUCAAAUGCGACCUUGUGAUGUUAAACCAACAUUUUUUCAUUUUUGCACAUCACUGGGUCAUUUUUUUUUUUUUUUGAUAAAGUUAGUAAAAAGUUUUAUUUAUUCAGUACUGUAUUUUUUUAACUAUAAGGUGCACCGGAUUAAGACAUCAUGUUUCCCUUCUAAUGGGAAAGCUAUGGGAAAGUGCCUAAGUAAACAAAACUGUAAUUCAAACAAGCAAGUCAAACAAGUGCUGGAUGUUAAUCUACACAGAUUUCUUUCCUUAAAAACGUUUAUUUGGGUGAGUUAAGCACUUUUGUUUAUUUACAGUAAGCUCCAGUAUAUUUUCCAAGGGUGAGCGCUAGCCGCAGUUAGCAGCGCUAGUCAGCCCCGGUUUGCAGUGCUUAGCCUACCCCGGUUAGCAGCACUAGCCUACCUUGGUUAGCAGUGCUAGCCAGCCACAGUUAGCAGUGUUUAGCCUACCCCGGUUAGCAGCGCUACUCAGCUCUGGUUAGCAGUGCUUAGACUACCCCGGUUAGCAGCGCUAGCCAGCCCCGGUUAAUAGCGCUAGCCAGCCCCGGUUAGCAGCGCUAGCUAGCCCCUGUUCGCAGUGCUUAGCCUGUCCCGGUUAAUAGUGCUACCCAGCCCCGGUUAGCAGCGCUACCCAGCCACGGUUAGCAGCUUUAGCCAGCUCUGCUUAGCAGUGCUUGGCCAGCCCCAGUUAGCAGUGCUAGCCAGCCCCAGGGAAACAGCGCUAGCCAGCCCCAGUUAGCAGCACUAGCCAGCUCCAGUUAGCAGCACUACUCGGCUCCGGUUAGCAAUGCUAGCCAGCCAUGGUUAGCAGCGCAUAAUUUUUUAUGCAUACGAUGAUUUUAGAGAAAAUUAUAGAAUUUUAGUUGCGCCUUAUAGUCAUGCUCAUUUUCUACAGUCCCUAAAGUGCAGAUUUCAAAUAUAAUCAAAUAUAUGUCCAAAUAUAAUCAUAUAAAACUUGAAUAACAUUAACCCUAAAGAAGGGUUAGAAAGUAUGAAAGUUUAAGAACCCCUACUUUAUGGUUUCACUUAAAGAAUCAUUUGAGUGUUAACUGUUUCUUUAUAUGGUUUUAAAAUGGGUUAAUCCUCUGGGCUCAGCUCUCUCAUUGGCUAGAGCCAGUUAGUGCCAUUAUCCCUCAUCCAAAUCUGUCAGAUUUUGAGAUUUCUGGGGUUAGUUAGACUAGGUGUAGGUCCUAUCAAAUAAGAGACCCGGGCAGAGUCAGGUUUUAACACAAGCUCAAACUCAAGCAGCUGAUUGUCUUGUCACAUUGCCCCUGGUCCUUAAAAACACACCUUCUCAGAAGGGUUAGCUCGGUGCUACAGCUAGGUGAGGUGCUUUUCAGGAUGAUCUCUAAAGCAUUCCAGUUUCUCUCUGUUCAUCAGGGGCCUCUCAGGUUUCUCAUAUACUUAUACAAAAUGAAGCAAACUAAAUGUCUGCAUUAUCGGUGUCUCAAUAUCCUCACAGUCACUUAAUUACCACAUGGAGGUGUUUCAGUGGUGUCCAAUCAAAGACUUGACCUUGUUCUGUUAACACCAAUGUAUUUCAAUGUACAUUCAUUGUGGGCCUAACAUGUGAUGCUUAGUUAGGUCUACAAUGCAUUACAUGCACUACAUGUGUAAUCUGUAAUGUUUGUUUUUUUACAGUACAGUACAGUACAGUACAUUUUUCAGUAAAUUAAGGAUACACAUUAAAUUAGGAUACACAAGUUUAACUGUCAGCUUAUUUCCAGGCUAAGAGUGUUUUAACACCAGCACUAUUUGGUAUGGUUAAAACUGACUCUGGUUCAUUUGUACCCUUAGCGGGUUCAGAUUAAAACAACCGGACUCUGAGUUGUCCAGCAGGCUAAGCGCUGCCACUAUGAUCAGGAGAUCACCGGUUCAAAUCCUGUUCAUGACCCUUGCCAUCAGCUGCCAGAGCCCUGAGAGUGUACAAUUGGCUUUGCUCUCUCUCUGGGUGGGCAUGCUGGCUACUCGGCAAUGCUACGAAAAGAGGCAGUGGCUGACUUCACAUGUGUCUGAGGAGGCAUGUGCUAGUCUUCACUAUCUUGGUGUUGGGGCAUCACUAGAAAUAGGGGGAGUCCUUAUGAGUGGGUUGGUGUAAUUGAGCGUGUAAAUUGGGGGCAGUCUGGUUUGGUUUGGUUUGGUUUUACACAGGCACAAAUCUAAACGCAACCAAACGCACCCUAACAAACCAUGUGAGUACAUUGUCUCUUCUGAUUGGUCAGAGUUGUGUGGCAUGGAAGCAAGAAAAUACAAGUAAAUACAGCAAGGAGCUUCUGUGUUCCAGACCAGCAUGUAUAUUUUUCCAGUGUGAAGCUGCUUUAUCACUGAACAGUGAAACAUUUUAAUUUUUUUUUUUUUUUAGUGCACCUGAACAGCCAUUUAGCUCAAAUGUAUUUGAUAGUCGGUUUGGAUCAAGGUUGGAUCACGUUUUCACCGCAGAUGAACUUCUCCAGAUUUAGUUUGGUACCGGAUUGAGACCUCCUUUUUUUCGCUGGUUUCCUUAUGGUUGUUUCAAACCUGCUCAAAUGAACCAUGUUGAGGGUGCAAACAACAGACAAACAGACCAAUAGUGCUGGUGUAAAAAUUACCCUUAAAUGUCCUUUUCCACCCCAAAAUUUUGGGCAGUAUCGGGUAAAGUAGCCCAAAUCAGAUUUUCUCACCAAAUCCAAUGUUUAUUUUGGGCUGUUCUUUUUAUAAUGUGACCCAUGUCUGACAUUUGUCUGAGCAGCAUACCAAAAAUGUAAUUUUUUUGUUGUUAGUCCUCCAAACUGAGCUUUAAAAUCUUCUGAGAAACCAUCUUGCUAUAUUAUCUUAACCUGUAUUCUCAUGAUUUCUGUCUCUUUCUGUUCCGUCUUCUGCAGCAGAUCCAGAUAUUUAAUGAAACUGCUGUGUGAUAUGUUUUUUUUUUUUUUUGCCUUUUUUGUGUCAUUAUCUCUAGAAAAAAAGCAAACAAUGUUUGUAUUUCGUCUUGGUCAGUAGUUGCCUUUCUGUAUAUGGAUAUGCACAGUUGAUGGAAAAUCUUUCAGUACGGUAUCUUCUCUUUUUAUACAAGCUUAUACAGUAAAUAGAAUACCUCAUGUGUUACUUACUUGUUAAUUUAAGUGUAAUUGUCCUCACAACAAUGCACAUGUUCAGUUCCUGUUUAUAUGAAGGAUUUGUACAGUUUUAGCAGCUUGAAUAUAGUUUUCAAUAAACUUGGAAACCCCUUUUUGCAAGGUACAAUAUGAUACACAGAUGUUUGGUGGUAACAAGUGAUUUGUUUUGGAUUAUCUUGAAUGAAUAGUUUGGGAAAAAAAAUAUUUUUACACAAUUGCUUUCAUCUGGAAGUCAAAAAAUAUUUAUCAAAAAACUCAAAAUCAGGUCUGUUGUUUCUAAGGCAGAAAUGGGGAUUAUAGUAAAAAAAACAUUAUUUAAACAAUAUUAAUAUAAAACCUUCUCUUAAAGGUAAGGACUCUAGAGCUCUGAGUGGUCAAGCAGGCUAAGCACUGCCACUAUGGUCAGGAGAUCGCCAGUUCAAAUCCUGUUCAUGUAGCUUGCCAUCAGCUGCAGGAGCCCUGAGAGAGCACAACUGGUGAUAUUGAUCAACACAAGGCGUCUAUGAGCUGGUGUAUAGGAACCGAGUCUCUGCACUUUCCUCCGAGUUCGCUGUGAUG